AUGUCUUCAGUUCUAUGGGCUCAACGCUCGUCCUCCUCGGAGCCCGAGAAGAACUACAUCUACCUGACGAUCAACGUGCCCGACGUGCCGCCCAAUGCGCUCAAGCUGGACCUGAAGCCCACGGGCCUCACCUUCACCGGCACGUCAGAAACCAAAAAGACCACGUACCACUUGGACAUGGAGUUCUACGGCGAGAUCGACGUCGAGAACUCAAAGACGCAUCACACCCCAGCCAACAUCCAGAUGAUCCUGAGAAAGAAGGAGCUGAAAGAAGAGUACUGGCCACGACUACUCAAGGACUCUGCCAAGGUCCAUUGGCUGCGGACGGACUUUGACAAGUGGGUCGAUGAGGACGAACAGAACGAAGCUCCGGAAGACGAUUACCUGAGCCAGUUUGGAGGUGGUCUCGGAGGUGAUGAUGGCGGGUUCGGUGGAAUCGACUUCUCCAAGCUCGGCGGGGCUGGCGGCGCCGGCUUGGAGGGUUUGGGUGGUGACGCCGAUGCUGAUGCUGGCGAGGAUGAGGAUGAUGACGAGAUGCCCGAUCUGGAAGAAGAUAAGGAUGCUGGUGCGGAAGAUGGAGACAAGGGCAAGGGCAAGGACGGAGAUGCUGCUGCUGCAUAG
This is a messenger RNA of Exophiala dermatitidis NIH/UT8656, 621 nucleotides long. RefSeq lists its product as uncharacterized. The record is from RefSeq and is a predicted model, not a curated record. Lineage: Eukaryota; Fungi; Ascomycota; Eurotiomycetes; Chaetothyriales; Herpotrichiellaceae. Bases 1 to 621 code for a protein of 206 amino acids. Gene Ontology annotation, cellular component: nucleus; cytosol. The transcript has 2 exons. Gene Ontology annotation, molecular function: protein-folding chaperone binding; Hsp90 protein binding. Gene Ontology annotation, biological process: chaperone-mediated protein complex assembly; protein folding.